Messenger RNA from Scatophagus argus, 3097 nucleotides. It is a transcript of the gene prg4b, whose product is annotated as proteoglycan 4b. The coding region runs from base 155 to 2347 and encodes 730 amino acids. The transcript has 15 exons. NCBI's taxonomy places the organism in Eukaryota, Metazoa, Chordata, Actinopteri, Scatophagidae. The record is from RefSeq and is a predicted model, not a curated record.
GACCCUCCCUUACAGCCUGUGAGAUCAUCACACUUUUAAUUAGACCGGAUCUGUCAAUUAACAGGAAGUCAGCUGGUAUCUGUCAGCCCUUUAAAAGCAGCAGCAGUCAAACCUUUGGCAGGACCCUGACGAGAGGCUCAAACGAGAUUUUGGGAUGUCGUCCGCUGUGCUUUGUGCUGUUACUUUACUGGCUUGUGCCUUGACAUUCAGUGCUGCUCAGAUGAGCUGCAAAGGACGAUGUGGGACUGAGUACUACAGGGGUUUCAUGUGCCAGUGUGAUUAUGGCUGCCUGUCCUAUGGAGAGUGCUGCCAAGACUAUGAAUCUCAGUGCACCACGGAAAACUCGUGUAAAGGGCGUUGUGGAGAAGCCUUCAAAAGAGGUCGUCGGUGUAGCUGCGACCCCGAUUGUGUGAAGUUCAAACAGUGUUGUUCAGAUUUCAAGAUGCACUGCGAUGAGGAAGAAAUCAGUGGAGCAGCCAGUGCUACAGAACCAGUGAAGACUAAUUCAUGCCAUAAUGUAAAUGAUAACAAACCCAAAGAGCCAACUCUGAAUGAAGCAACAGAGCAGGAUUCUGCAUUCAGUGAGGGAAACAAUGCAGAUGAUCAUCUAAUUCCGUUGGUCAGUCCAACAACAUAUGCACAAGAUGAGCUCAGUGAUGAUGUGUAUGGCCAGAUUUUUCCCAAUGGAGUGGAGGACCCGGAGGCAAGUCCGAUUCCAGAGAGCACCAGCGGCUAUGGAUCGUACACAGCUGAGCUGGAUCAAAUCCCUGCUGAACCCACGCAGGCUUCAGACACUGUGGACUUCAGUAAAGACACAACUCUCUCAGAUAAUGAGACAACACAAGCCACUGACAGCUCCUCCACCCCUUUCCCCACCCCUGGAGAAGCCCUCGAUGGGGGCACAGAUGCCGAUGAUCAGACCAGCACAUCCGACUUGGGAACAACUCCGCCUCAGCCCACAACAGCAGCUGAUGGUGUGUCCAGCCAGCCUACUCUGAUGUCAGUAACCCAAGCAGGGCAUUCUUCUACAGCUAGCGACCCGGAGAUUGAGAUGGUUGGGCAGGAAGAAAAACAGCCCGAGGGUGACAUUGUUCCCGAGGCACAGAGUACAGAUCCGAAUGUAGCCUCCUCUGAUGUGCCGAAAGCAACAGUGACCAACCCAUCUGUGACUUCAGCAUCCACACUGGGCUCCUCCACAGUCCUGGAGAACUCUCAGGAGGCCACCACCCCUGCCUCAUCAAUGCAGAACCCAACACCCAUCCCAGAGGCAACCACAGCAAACCCUCCCCUCCCAGACCUCAAAGAUCCUUCCAUCAGUGAAGGGUCCGGGAACUUGCAAGAGCCUAAUGCCCUGACAACUCACAUCCCUCGAUCCACGGAUGCAGUGACGGACGACACUACAGACGGCGUUCCACCUGAAGCAACCACCGCUGAUCCGCUGAAUGUCACACCAGGCCCGACCAAGCCAACAUCAUCCGAAGCAACCCCAAAACCCCAGAACAAACCUAAGCCACCACCAGCUAAACCAGCUCCGACUAAACCCAGCUCCAAACCUGAGACCAAGCCUCUGGACACCUCACAAACUCUCAACAUAGAUGAUCCCAGAGACUACCAAGCAGAUGACAGCAAUGAUACAAAUCUGUGUAGCGGGCGACCGGUCGGUGCAGUCACUACGCUGAGGAACGGCACCAUUGUGGUUUUCAGAGGACACUACUUCUGGUUUCUGGACAGAAACAUGGUCCCUGGUCCAGCCCGUGGGAUCACACAAGUCUGGGGUGUCCCUUCCCCCAUUGACACCGUGUUCACCCGCUGCAGCUGCCAGGGCAAGACAUACAUUUUAAAGGGAACCCAGUAUUGGAGAUUUGAAAAUGAUGUUUUGGACCCUGGCUAUCCAAAGGUCAUUGAAACAGGCUUUGAUGGGCUUCGGGGUCACAUCACAGCUGCUCUGUCUGUGCCUCAGUACCAGAGGAGGAGAGAGUCAGUUUAUUUCUUCAAGAGAGGAGGAUCGGUCCAGAAAUAUUCAUACCAGUUCGGCACAACUCCAACAUGUGGCAGGAAACCCCAGUACGCCGUUUACACGGUCCGCAACCGAAUGGCUCGACAAGCAGAGUCUCCUCUGGGGCCAGUGAUCAACAUCAGGAGAGCUUGGAGAGGUUUCCCCUCCACCAUCACAGCCGCUGUGUCCAUCCCGAGCAACAGAGAACCAGAGGGAUACAAAUACUACGUCUUCUCAAGAUCCAAAUCCUACAAUGUGAGGAUGGACGGCGAGCGUCCCGUCAUCGCUGCUCCUACAGCCAGCGCGUCGCCUCAGAGCAACAACUUCUUCAAAUGCCCAAAGAAAGUCUGAUUAAAUAAACUUGUGUUUUUCCUAUAGUUUAAAUGUUUAUUACAUUCCUCAUUAAAAUGCACAGCUUCAGCAUGGACUGAUUUCAAAGGGUACUUUACAAGCGCCUUAAAAAUCAAAAAUAAAAACAACAAACAAACAAACAAAAAAAAAAACAGGCUUCAGAGGAAGUGAACAUUAUCAAAGCUCUGAUUGGGAAAUGUGUUUCUGAAAGUUGGUCAAGUUUUCACAUUUAGUGCUUCAUCUCGCAAAUCGUCUCCCUUGUACGCCCCGAGAAGGAAAUCCCUGCCCUGUUGAGAAAAUUAAUUAACAAUUAAUUAUAAAAACAAGGCCUGCUAUACUGAUGUGUAAAUCCUGUACAGUGGCUAUAUGUGUAUGAGAUGUAAAAGAAUGAUAGUGUUUCCUGCGAUGUUAUUCUUGUCCACACUGAAUUGAAUUAUAAGACACCAACAUGUAUGAAAUGCUAUGACUGUCAAAUGCCAAGAAACAUGUUGCACUGCAAUUAGCGAAUAAGGAGACAUGAACAUCUCCUGUUUUUCAGGCACAACUUACAAAAAUAUACUGCAGAAGAGCAAUAACAUAUUAUUUUAUUGUUCAGAUUUUCUUUUUAUAAGUCUGUGACUGCAGAUCUGUAAUUUUAUAUCUGAUUCACAAUAAACAUUGCAGUACUGUUUUAAACGUAUGUGUGUAAACCUGCUGCUUAUUUAAAGAUGCUAAGAUAACCAUUCACUUGAAAUAAACUUUAUGUUGUGC